This is a messenger RNA of Trichogramma pretiosum, 1082 nucleotides long. It is a transcript of the gene Ccdc58, whose product is annotated as coiled-coil domain-containing protein 58. Lineage: Eukaryota; Metazoa; Arthropoda; Insecta; Hymenoptera; Trichogrammatidae. The record is from RefSeq and is a predicted model, not a curated record. Gene Ontology annotation, cellular component: mitochondrial intermembrane space; mitochondrion. The transcript has 3 exons. Bases 343 to 774 code for a protein of 143 amino acids.
CAGGCGCGCUGGCUUUCCAGCUGAUUUUGUAAUAAGGAUUUGCGCGCAAGGAAUCGUGCAUAAUGGUGCAACGCUUUGAAAAUUAUUUAUUGACAACUGUACCGAAAAUUUAUCUGAUAUAGUUUUAUUCGAUGUAAAAAGUGAGAAAUCAAUUAUGAUCAACGAGUCCACAUGUUUUAAAGGUGUUUGAAUAAACGAGCAAGGCAGCAUUCGAAAGUGGAGUUACGGUCGGUAUCUAUAUCUAUCUGGAACUCUAUAUGGUGGAAGGGAACGUUCGUGAAUGUUAUAAUAUUAGCUUGUAAUCGUCUACGGAGUACAAUUGUCUUUCUGCUGCGUUCGAAAAUGGCGACUGUCUCAAGCGUGGAAUGCGUGGAUUUUCUCGAGUUUCAGGACUCGUUGCGUAAAAUGAGACAAUUUGAUGACAAAAUUAUCUAUCUAUUGAACACCACUAUACCAACCGAAUCAUUCAAAGGCCAAGUCGAUCCACAAACCAGGUGCAAGGAUUUGUUUCAUGAAAUACAAAGUGGCCAUGCUCAAAGAGACAUAGCGAUCAAAAAAUGUUUGAACACUGUUAGUGAAAGAGUGAGAGCUUUGAAGGAGAAGAAAGACAACGGUGGCGAGAAUGAUCCAGUUUUAUUGAAAAAUCUUCGUCAUGAACAAGGCACUCUGCGUUUACUCCAAUCAGAACUGAAUGCAGAAGAAGUAAUCAAGAAGAGGACUGUAGAAGUUUAUCGUGAAAGAUGCAGAGGCUUUUAUAAACCAGAAAAAAAUUAGUUUCCAGUGGUAAAAUACUUUUUGAUAUAAUGAAUAUUUGAAAGGACCAUCAAAUGACCAAAAUUUCACUCAGUCAAGAUCAUUGACAUCAAUUGAAUUAGUGGUAUCGCUUGAUUAGCAUUGUCAGUCUUAUUUCGUGAAAUUAUGUGCAUGACACCUAAUGGUACUUGUUAUUAUUUUUCUUGACGGUUAAUAAGUGAAUUAUAUAUUGUAAAUACAACAAAUACUGUAGUGAAUGUAAAAAAAACUGCUGAUUGCAUCAUUGUGUGUAAAUAGAAUUGAUUUAUUAAAAAAUAACUGAAAAGAAA